AUGAAGACAUUCAUGAUGAAGUCCUCAGCGCUUACUUUUGCUACUGUCGCCGGCGUGGUGGGUUCCGCCAAUGCCGUACCAAAGACCAGCGAACGUGGUCUCGACAGCAUCUUACCUGCCGGGUACAAAGCCCUACCGAUGAAGUGGACAGGCCCGAUCGAGCAACGCGGAGAGAACAUGACCUUCCAGGGCUCCAUCCAGGAAAUCGAGGCCCAGAUCCAAGCCCUCAACCCAGGCUUCAAGUUCGCCCAAGCCCAAGCUCCCCCAACCCACACCACCAGAACCCCCAUCCAGAAGCGCGACCUCUACACCCCAACCCACGAAUCCCCGACUCCCACGCCAACCGUGCCGGCGCACACCUGCAACACCGGCGGCACCGGCCCCGUCGACGCCAUCGCGGCCGUGUACGCGCAGGACUUGAAUUCCGCCAUUUUCUGGUGCAACAACAACGCCCAACAAAAAGUCGUGCCGGCGGACCAUAUAGCGGAGCUUGCGGAUAUGCUGCGCUGGGCGUGCGCGGAUGAGGACUCCGGCAUGGUUCGGGGCCAGUUGUUUGAUUUUCAGAAUGGGGUCGACCAGCGCAUGAAUGUGUUGAUCGGUUAUUCGGAUUGCAAUGUGCCUUUUCCCUAG
Anthostomella pinea is the source of this 630-nucleotide messenger RNA. Lineage: Eukaryota; Fungi; Ascomycota; Sordariomycetes; Xylariales; Xylariaceae. The record is from the annotation of a GenBank genome assembly.